GAUUUGGGUGAAAGGCUUGAAAAGUCACCGCUUUGUCGAGCUUUUCCAGUUCUGCUGAAUUUGUUGAUCCCAGCCUGUUUGGGCUUUGGGAUAUGUAAGCUUUGCUAAGAGCUGCCAUUCAAGACAGAAGAGAAGCUGCAGUGGUUCUUGGCUUUCGGCAUUAGUCUCCGGACCCGUUCUCGUUUUAUACUCGGCCCAUGAUUGUGAUUCGGAAAUCCUUUUCGCAUGGGCCGGAUGAGGCUUUAAGGUCCUCUAUAGGUCCUCACGGAGGGUGUUGAAUUUUAUAAGGCCAUAAGGCCAUCUGUUUUUCAUUGUUUUUCAGUAGUAUGCAUUGUUGAACAAUUGCCGCUCAGAGCUUUGACAGAGGCUGGUGGAUUAUUGCCCCAUUCCACCGCGAGAUGUAGCGAAGCUGAAGCAACGCAAGAGCAAUGGUUGCUGUCAAAGUCAAACUCUUUGACAACUUUGGUGCCAAAACUGGAAGAUAAGGAGCCUGAAUGCAAGACUGGUUCGGUUAAGAAUGCUUGAGAGGGAGCUGUUUAGUGUUUGACGUCCUGGUAGCUUGCAACGGCCGUUUUCUGACUGUACAGGUCAAAAAAUAUAAGUAUGAUGAGAAGUGGAGAGGCGCCGGAACUAUCUGCAACAAGCACACCCAAUUUACAUCCUUACAUCACUUUGCUGCCAGGGACAGCCAAAAAGAUGACAUUAAAGAGCUGUCACACUCUGACAUGACACGCAGUGUUGAGAGAUCAUGGCAUAUGGGCAUCUGCCGAAAGAAGCUAGCAGCUGUGCCAAUGCGCCUCCAUGACAUGUGACUGGUCAUUUGGUACUUUUGCCAGAACCAUGACUGUUCCAUACAAUAACCCGGCCAAGCCGAUCGACACUCAAGUUUGAUCGUCACCAAGUGAUGUGUUCCGCAAUUGGGACCUCCGCUGAUGUGUCCGCGUUUGUUUCUGUAGCCAGCAAGCCCCACCUCGCAGUACUUUGUACAAAUAACAUAGCCAAGCGUCACCCGUGCCAGUGAAUUAUUUUGAUCCAUAUCGACACUACAGUACCUGAUUCAAACGGUUAAUGCUGCUACCAAUAGGGCAUCACAAAGAAAAUGCCGCUACAAAUGGGGCAGCAAGUGGUUCAAUUGCUACGAAUGUUCCCUACACAUUGGAGCAGCCAUGACGGCGCCUUCUAAGCAUUUGCUCUCCACAAUUUAGAUAAUCACACGAAGCACAGCCGCAGGCAAUCAUGCAGAAUCCUGCGCAGUCACUAUCUCUGACGUCUUCACAACCAGGUUCCGGAGAUCUAUACAAUUGGAGCGGCUUGAAUGUUGAGUCUUCAUAGUCCAGCAAAGCUCGAAGUAGUCUUUCACCAUCACCAUCUCUGCAGUCAUUGAAGUCUUCGUGCCCAACCUGAAGACAUCUUACGGGGUUCAGAGUGGUUUGACCCACUCCCCAAAACACUUUGUGGCUCUGUGAGCGUGAAAGUGGAGGCUCAGCUCGGCCCGGUCGAGUUGGUUCUUGUAACUUCUGGCAGCCAAGAGAACUGCCAGGUACUUGGUUGUAGGGUGUUGGCAUGUGGAUGCAAUGUGAAGUCAUCGCCGGAAACAGCUUCCUGUGUUUCAAGUGUUUCAUGUGGGUUGGUCGGGGGAAGUUUAGGUUGCGCAUGAAGCGUGCCUUGGGUCAUGAAAAUUAUCUGAGAAACUGCAGCAUAGUCCUGGAAAUUCGUGUGGAACACGGCUCUUCUGGCCGCUAUAGCUUCUGAACCAGGGAUUGGAACCAGGGAUUGUGGUCGAACCCUGUAGUUCGAGCCUCAGAGCUGCUACGCUGCUACAAUCUGUGCCUGCAACACAAGGAAACCUCUCUUUGCAAACCUAUCAGUGAGCUUUGCAGAGCCUGCGUUUGGACGCUGCCACCAGCACAUAGCUCUAUACCCAAUUUAUAUCAGUUUACUUACCUCUAAAUAUCAGGCAGCAGUGAGAAGGGUGGAAACCCAUUGGCGGAGACAGUGGGCAGCUUCCCCACGUUCCACUGACCGCAGUGUCGGUGUAUAUUUGACGUCUAACCUCCCAGAUGCGUCCGUUCUCCAGAUACCACCGUCUUGGCUGAAGGCUCUGCCAAGUUGGGAAGACUGUCCGUUGUCCAUGCACUUCCUGUGCGUUCGCCAGAGUCGAAUCGGUGCCCGAAACAAAGGCACAGCGGCACGGCAGGGCUUGGUCCCAUGAGUUUGUUGUCGCACUUUUUCAAUUUGCGCAGAUCUUGUAAGUGCAUGCAGGAUUGCCUUUCACCUCCGUUCUUGUUUUCAAUUUCCGGAAGAUAUCCAAUGUUUGCUGCUUGCAAGGUCCAUCAAGCAUAGCUCAAGAAUCUCGAUUCGUGGAGGUUUGAAAUUAAUGAUUGCCUAAUAUGCGGUCCUUCCUUUGAGUCUGGAUGUAGCAGACUGUUGAAAGGAUUGAUUUCAUGCCGAUGCUAGCGCAGCUCCGUGGCAUAGGGUCGCCGGCGCCCGCUGCUUCUUGGCUUUGCCCACAUCCUUCAAGAGCUUCUGAUGCUCAAUUGGCCCGUUGCAGCAGGGGAAUUCUCCCGAUUCCUUAAGAAAGGUGGCGUGCGUGGCUUGCUUGGCCAAUGCCAUCAUCCACGGAUGUUGUGGGUGAAGUGCGGAGCAAGAGUGUGAUCAAAAAAAAGCCAAAACCAUCGUGCUGUUUUGCCGCAGUACCCCAGGACUCUUAUCCGAACCCCUGUGCAGAGUGAACGGCGGCACUUGGAAUCUCUACAGCGACAUUGCAGCCUGAUUCCACGGCGAGGUGACCGUCCAAGGUUUCAGGUGGUUCGCCAUGAUCGCCACGAUUCAGACCCGCCGAGGUGAUGCAGCGGCGUCAUGCGAACAGCAUCCAGCAAGAGGAAAACAGGGUCGGGCUGCUUUAUGGACAUGGCGGUUGCAAAGCGUGUGAGGUCUUGACUUUAAGUGAUCUUGAGCAGACCCUGAAUGUUACAGAGGUACACUAUUGCUCCUGGCUGGAAGAUGUGGCCUUUCAAAGAAAAUCGGCCGAGUACCUGUGGAUGCUGGUCUGUAGCGCAGGUAUGAUUGUGGUGCUGGCCUACUUGUUUGGGAGCCAGUACUUUGUGAGUGGAGCACUGAUUGACCUCAUGACAUAUCUCGGGGCCAGCGGACUCCAACGGCAAGAAUGCAGGUGCUGUUUUUCACCAUCCGCACGCCCUGUUUGCCCUGGGUCUCUCUCUCUGGAUAUCCCUUCUGAUGGGAGGACCACCUUCUUGGACUCGUGGUGGGUCAUACCUACUUCUUCUUCGAGGACGUUUUCUUUUUCGAGGCAAUCAAGUUGCCUUACGAUCCGAGGCAGGACUUCGUAAUGGUGGAAAUCCGGCAAGUCCACCUGCCACUACACUUAGGGUUCGGGGAUGAUUGGGUUGGCA
Molecule: messenger RNA, 3413 nt
Organism: Cladocopium goreaui
Lineage: Eukaryota; Dinophyceae; Suessiales; Symbiodiniaceae
Source: the annotation of a GenBank genome assembly